UGGCAUUAAAUAAUAAAUAAAUAAAUCACAACAUGUUAUAUGUAAGAUAAUAUGUGUAUUAUAAUGAACUUAUAAUCUGCUAUAAUAUGGCGGUCGUUCUGGACCAGGAACACAACUAGCUAUCAUGAAAUGAACACAACAGGAGGGUAAAUGCUACAGGCUACAAUGGCAGUUAGUGUAACGUGUUAUGUAGUGUUUCAGGCAACGACAUGGCUUCAGCUAAGUCUCACAAAGGCAUGAGUAAUGCUGAAUGGCUUGCGCGUCUGGAGAGUUUUGCCCAAACAGGAGUUUGGCCAUCUACACAGGGGAAUAGACCUUCUCCCCGACAAAAAAGAUGGCAUGAGAUGUAUCAGAAGAUAGAAAAGUGCCCUCUGCAAAUGAGGGGACAGACCACUCUUCUGAAGGAAGCUCAGACAUGUAUUUGUGGCUUUCACAAGGUUCAUCCACCAGUCACAGGGGAAGCAUCACAGAGCACCCCGGCCCAAAGCACACCCUCUGUCAGCGAUGUGUCAUGUCCUGCAAAGAGACCUAAACUGACAUUGUCAAUGUUUGAAAAGUCAAGGUUUGGAGGCUCACAUGUGGCAGCAGCAAAACCUAAUUUGAGCACCCAGAGGAAAACCUCUCAGAUGUUAGAGCACUCCAGUUCAGCUACAGUUUCAUGUCCACCCUCUGAUCCUCAUCCUCCUCCAUCCCCCAAACCUCAUCAGCCCGUCAUCCAGUCCUCCUCUUCCUUCUUCCUUCCUCCACCUCAGAGUUCACAACGCAUCAAAAAACAGCAACGCCAUCAACUGUUUCUGAGAAUACUGUUGUGA
This is a messenger RNA of Carassius auratus (goldfish), 812 nucleotides long. RefSeq lists its product as uncharacterized. The transcript has 5 exons. Bases 210 to 812 code for a protein of 200 amino acids. NCBI's taxonomy places the organism in Eukaryota, Metazoa, Chordata, Actinopteri, Cypriniformes, Cyprinidae. The record is from RefSeq and is a predicted model, not a curated record.